AUGAUUAAGUAUCUUUCAAUUAGCCCGGAACGCUUACGAGAGCUUCAGGAAAAAACACGAGAUGAUGUAACCCUCCAAGACCUAAAAAGAAACAUUGAAAGUGGAUGGCCCAACCAGAGGAACAGAGUGCUACCGAGAACAAGAGCUUACUAUAACUUUCGUGACGAAUUAUCAGUGCAAGAUGGCCUAGUCUUCAAAGGUGAGAGAGUUGUCGUAACAGCAUCGAUGAGAAGUCAAAUGCUAGAUAAGAUACAUUCGAGUCACAUUGGUACUGAAGGAUGCCUUCAACGUGCUCGUGAAGUAGUUUUUUGGCCCGGAAUGAACGCGGCAAUCAAAGAACAUGUGUCUGGCUGCGAUACCUGUAAUGCCUACCGAAAAGAACAACCCAAAAGAGCCUCUUAUAUCACAACCGGUACCGGAUAGACUAUGGAUAAGAGUGGCUGUUGACCUUUUCACGCUAGAAAGAAAAGAUUAUAUCAUAAUGGUUGAUGAUUAUUCAAAUUACUUCAAAUUUAAUGUCCUAAAUGAAACGACGGCUGCAGCAAUCAUCACGGGUAAAACUCACAGUUCGCAAGACAUGGUAUACCUGAAGAAGUGAGAAGUGACAACGAACCCCAGUUUGCCUCGACAAGUUUUGAGAACUUUGCUAGAGAAUGGGAGUUCAAGCAUAUUACCUCAUCCCCGUAUUAUGCACAAUCCAAUGGAAAGGUUGAGAACUCAGUAAAAACGGCAAAAAAGAUCUUGAAGAAAGCUCAAGCUGACAAACGAGAUCCCUACCUAGCGUUACUAGCUUGGCGAAACACGCCGACCGAAGGCCUUAAUUCAUCCCCUGUGCAAAGAUUAAUGGGAAGAAGGACAAGAACCCCUCUCCCAACCUCAGCAAAUUUGUCGAAGCCGAAACUUCCCUGCAUGGUGAAGGAACAGGUAACGAACAAGCGAAGAAAGCAAGCACGAUACUAUAAUCGGGGGAGUAAACCGCUCCCGGAACUUAAACCAGGAGAUGUCGUGCGAAUACGACCAGAUCCAAAUAGUUCCGACAAGACGUGGAGAAGUGGAGUUUGCAACGAGAAAGUCGCUCCUCGAUCAUACGAAGUUAUGUCUGACGGUAAAUUGUAUAGGCGAAACAGAAGGCACUUAGCAGCAACAACAGAAAGAGUCGAAGAGAAAGAAACGCUGCCAGAUGAAACAAGUGAACUUUAUGGUGCUACAUUUCAAAAUGAACUACCAGCAGCACAAGAUAACCCACUACAAGAGGUAUCCACAGAUUCGGGUAUGCAAACAAAUCAGCCGUUGUCCAACGAAGGUAAACCAAGUAACUCAGUGGAAAGAAGAUCAUCGAGAGGGCGGUUGCUAAAAGCUCCAGACUAUUAUCGCUCAUGA
Messenger RNA from Paramuricea clavata, 1380 nucleotides. NCBI's taxonomy places the organism in Eukaryota, Metazoa, Cnidaria, Anthozoa, Malacalcyonacea, Plexauridae. The record is from the annotation of a GenBank genome assembly.